CCGAGCCCAGCUGCGGGAACCGGGGGUCAGCAGGAUGGAGUCGGUGGCCCUGUACAGCUUCCAGGCCACAGAGAGUGAUGAGCUAGCCUUCAACAAGGGGGACACACUCAAGAUCCUGAACAUGGAAGAUGACCAGAACUGGUACAAGGCCGAGCUCCGGGGUGCUGAGGGGUUUAUCCCCAAGAACUACAUCCGUGUCAAGCCCCACCCGUGGUACUCGGGCAGGAUUUCCCGGCAGCUGGCGGAAGAGAUUCUGAUGAAGCGGAACCAUCUGGGAGCCUUCCUGAUCCGAGAGAGCGAGAGCUCCCCGGGGGAGUUCUCCAUCUCCGUGAACUACGGCGACCAGGUGCAGCACUUCAAGGUGCUGCGCGAGGCAUCGGGGAAGUACUUCCUGUGGGAGGAGAAGUUCAACUCCCUCAAUGAGCUGGUCGACUUCUACCGCACAACCACCAUUGCCAAGAAGCGGCAGAUCUUCCUGUGUGAUGAGGAGCCAGUGCUCAAGUCGUCCCGGGCCUGCUUUGCCCAGGCCCAGUUUGACUUCUUGGCCCAGGACCCCUCACAGCUCAGCUUCCGCCGCGGGGACAUCAUCGAGGUCCUGGAGCGUCAAGACCCCCACUGGUGGCGGGGCCGAUCCUGCGGGCGCGUGGGCUUCUUCCCACGGAGCUACGUGCAGACUGUGCACAUGUGACCGGCAGGCAGGCAGAGCUGACGGCUAAUCCGGCCAACGGGCCAUUCCACAGGAACUGCAGGCCAGAGAGAGGACAUGGACACCCCACCCUGUGUCACAGAGGGCUCAGCAGAAGGCCUUGGCAUGAACGUGGGCCCCUAACUGCCUCCAGCCACUUUGCACAAACGGGGAUGGCCCCCAGUGCCCCAGAACUAGAGCUGUGUUUAGUGAUGGCCCCAUGAGGGUGGCUCCCAGGGCUUCCCACCUGGCCACUUCCCACUGGCUGCCAGUGGUGUGAUGUCAUGGAGCGGGGUCUGCAAAGGGCCUACCACCUCCUCCUGUCAACGGCCCCAUCCUCCUCUGGGAGGGUUGAGGACUCCGAGGUUGCACCCACUGGGGGCUCAGCCCAAGGAACCCAUGGGCUAUUAGGGAGGGGCUCUGCCCUUAGGGGCAGGCUGCACACCUGUUGACCUGGACUCCUUGGACAGAGUCCAGGUGGACACCAACUGUUCCGCAGCCCCAUGACUUUGGGGUCCACCUGGGGCCUCCAGCAUCUCCAUGCUCACCACGGACACUUUGGAGAGGGGCUGGAUAGGGGCCCUGAGACCCCGAGGAAGGGGCAGGCAGUGGGGCCCAUGGGGGCAGCACCCCUCUCCUACUGGCUCUCCAAGAGACAAGCCCUAGGCCCAGCCCCGUGGGAGACCGAGGCUGUGCUGGUGGCUCAGGCCCAGGUUCUGCCCAAACCAGGGCCCAGGGGAGCUGGGAGAGGCCAACAAACCUACAGGAAGAUGGGGGUUGGAGCCAGAGUUGGGAUUUAGAGAUCCAGCAGGACCCAGAUGGGGUGGGCAGCCUAGGUAGGGCCCGGCCCCUACCUGAGAAAAGGAAGGACGUCCAGGCGGGAGGUGCAACCAGCGCGGGGUGCUGAGCAGCGCCUGCCCAGAGCCUGGGCGCCGGCAGGAGCAGGACAAGCGAGGUGGCGCUUGGAAAGGCUUCGGACGCCAGGCUGAUGGUGGAGGGGAGG
This is a messenger RNA of Propithecus coquereli (Coquerel's sifaka), 1688 nucleotides long. It is a transcript of the gene GRAP, whose product is annotated as GRB2-related adaptor protein. Bases 35 to 688 code for a protein of 217 amino acids. The record is from RefSeq and is a predicted model, not a curated record. The transcript has 5 exons. Gene Ontology annotation, molecular function: protein binding. Lineage: Eukaryota; Metazoa; Chordata; Mammalia; Primates; Indriidae.